Arabidopsis thaliana (thale cress) is the source of this 2031-nucleotide messenger RNA. Its product is annotated as Auxin-responsive GH3 family protein. The coding region runs from base 93 to 1838 and encodes 581 amino acids. The record is from RefSeq and is marked reviewed. NCBI's taxonomy places the organism in Eukaryota, Viridiplantae, Streptophyta, Magnoliopsida, Brassicales, Brassicaceae. The transcript is spliced from 4 exons.
UUUGAAUAUUCAUGGCAUGACCCCAUUAUUGCUAUAUAAAAAGAGCCAAGUGUCCAAUUCCUGAUUUCAGAUGAAGUAAAAGACAACCAAAUAUGAGUUUAUGCUCUGAUCUCACUGAGAAAUUAGACGAGGAGAUUUUAGAGGACUUGACGUCCAAUGUGAAGCAAAUACAAGACAACGUAUUGGAGGAGAUACUCACACUUAAUGCUAACACAGAGUAUCUUCGACGUUUUCUCCAUGGGAGCUCUAGUAAAGAGCUUUUCAAGAAGAACGUCCCUGUGGUGACCUACGAGGAUGUGAAGCCUUUUAUCGAUCGUGUCACGAAUGGAGAGCCCUCUGAUAUUAUCUCUGGCAACCCCAUUACCGGAUUCCUUCUAAGUUCUGGAACAUCCGGAGGAAAACAGAAGAUGUUUCCUCGUAACAACAAGUACUUGGAAAACAUAAAAUUCAUCUUUUAUUACCGAUCGCUCGUUAUAAGCAAGCAUAUAGAUGGUCUUGAACAUGGAAAGGGAAUGGUAUUUAACUUUUGUACAUCAGAGAACACAACUCCUUCUGGUUUGCCAUCAUCAGCUGCAUCGACGAGCUUCUUCAAGAGUGAUUAUUUCAAGAACCGACCAUCGUAUUGGCAUUGGUCUUACACAAGCCCUGACGAAGUCAUAUUGUGUUCAGACACCAAGCAGACUUUGUACUGUCAUCUUCUAUGCGGUCUUGUUCAAAGAGACGAUGUUGUGAAGGUUGGUGCCGCCUUUGUUACUAUUUUGGUCCGAGCAAUAAAUCUUCUUGAGAAUUCUUGGAAGGAAAUUUGCACUAAUAUCCGUUUUGGUCAUCUUAGUGAGUGGAUCACUGAUAUUAGUUGUAGAGACUCCGUUUCAAAGAUUCUUGGAGAGCCUAAUCCUGAAUUGGCUGAUCUCAUAGAAAAUGAAUGCAACAAUAAAUCAUGGGAAGGUAUAGUUCCAAGACUUUGGCCUAAAGCCAAAUUCAUAGAAUGCAUUGCAACCGGUCAAAUGGCUCAACACAUCCCAACAUUGGAGUUUUACUCUAACAAGUUGCCAUCGAUUUCCUCGAGUUACGUAUCUUCUGAAACUAUGUUUGGUAUUAAUAUGAGUCCUCUUUGCAAACCAGAAAAUGUAUCAUACACAUUUCUGCCCAACUUGUCAUAUUUUGAGUUCCUACUUGUUGAUGCCGGUGACAAAACCGAAAUUGUUGAUCUCGUGGAUGUCAAGUUAGGGUGCUAUUACGAGCCCUUGGUCACAAAUCAUUCCGGCCUACACAGAUAUAAGAUGGGUGAUAUUUUACUGGUGACUGGAUUUUAUAAUAAUGCACCUCAAUUUAGAUUUGUGCGUAGAGGAAAUCUGACUCUAAGUAUUCAUUUGGAGAUAACUACAGAUGAAGACCUUUUAAACGCGGUCACAGACGCAAAGAUGGUUCUUGAAUCAUCAAAUUUGAUGUUGAUGGACUUCACAAGCUAUGCGGAUAUUUCUACUACUCCGGGUCAUUAUGUUCUUUAUUGGGAGCUCAAAGCAAAAUACCGCAACGACAUUGUUGAAAUCGAUAAGAAUGUUUUGGUAGAAUGUUGCUAUGUGGUGGAAGAAUCAUUGAACAAUUCUUAUAGAGUAUAUAGGAGUAAAGGUGGAUUAAUUGGAGCUUUGGAGAUAAGAUUGGUGCAGCAAGGAACUUUUGAUGCUCUCAUGGAGUUUUUCAUCACUCAAGGUGCUUCUUCAACUCAAUACAAGACACCUAUUUGCAUCAAAUCUACUGAGGCCUUGGUGAUUUUAGAAGAAAAUGUCCAUGCUUGUUUCUUUACUGAUAAGUCCCUUUCUUUGAACUUUUCGUCAUAAUCUCUAUAUUAUGUAGGCAUUGAAAUAAAAGCUCGUGGUAAACAACAUGAAACGAGAUCAAACGCAUGCCCUUGAAACUCAUUUUUUAAGUGUAUCUCUUAUUAUUAUUUUAUUUUUAUGUAAGUGUAUCACUGUUGACACAUAACAUUUCAAAUGCCAAUGUAAAAGCAACGACUAAGGAAGAGUCUUGUGC